Molecule: messenger RNA, 1077 nt
Organism: Cuscuta campestris
Lineage: Eukaryota; Viridiplantae; Streptophyta; Magnoliopsida; Solanales; Convolvulaceae
Source: the annotation of a GenBank genome assembly
GUCCCACUCUCCCUCCUACCCCUCCUAUUUUAACCCCCCAAACCCAAUGCCCAUAAUCUUCUUUCUCUCCUCUUCUUGGUAAUUAAGGUUAAUUAUAAUUAUUUACUCUAGUUAAUUACCCAGUCAGGGGUAAAACUGGAACAGGGCCAUUCUUGUUCUUGUUCUUUAUGAUGGAACCUGCAGCAGCUCUUGGCUUAAAAAUGGGCGGCGGCGGCGGAGCGGUUAAGGAUGACGCGGCGGAGCUUGAGUUGGGGUUAAGCCUGGGGAGUGGCGGCAGCGUGGGGAAAAUGAGGAGAUCCUCAGAGUGUGGCAGCAGCUGCGGCGGCGGAGCUAGAAUAUUGACAGCUAAAGACUUCCCUAAUGGCUUUCCGAGGGUAGGACCCGCAGCCGCGGCGGUUUCCGGCAUGAAAAGAGCCGCUGAUGAUCCUUGUGUUGGCUCCCCUCCUACUGCUUCUAGUCAAGUGGUGGGGUGGCCACCCAUAGCGGCAUACAGGAUGAACACCUUGGCUAAUACCAACAGCCAAUCAAAGCUCUCAGAAGAUGAGGAAGAAGAUGAAGUUGUGGAAGAAGCCAUAGAAAACUCAAAGAAGAAAAUGAGCCAUGGGUUUGUCAAGGUCAACAUGGAUGGGCACCCCAUUGGGAGAAAGGUGGAUCUCAUUGCCCACACUUCCUAUAAGACACUUGCCCUAACUCUGGAGGACAUGUUCUUUAAAUCAACCCCAAAAACCACUAAUUCUACCUGCAGAAGGGGAAAGCAGCAAAAAAUGGUGCCCUCUAAGCUCCUAGACAAAUGUUCAUCUGAGUUUGUGCUGACAUAUGAAGAUAAAGAUGGAGAUUGGAUGCUUGUCGGAGACGUUCCGUGGGGGAUGUUUCUGAGCACGGUUAAACGGUUACGGAUCAUGAGGACAUCCGAAUCGAAUGGACUCGGCAUGGAUUCACAUAUAUAGACAAAAGCAGAAUGAAGAAUUGAAGAUCUUCAUCAUAUUUAUAUUAUUUCCUGCACUUUAAGAACAUAUCACACAGCUGGUAAACCCAAAGGAGAAUUCAGAGCACACACAAAAAACCAAGAGAAACUUC